AAGGCACAGAGGGAGAAGGUGAGGAGGCAGCAGAACAAUGCCAGGGAAAGAGUCCGUGUGAGGGAUAUAAACGGGGCAUUCAAGGAGUUAGGCAAAAUGGUCACCAUGCAUUUGAGACUUGACAAACCGCAGACUAAACUAGGUGUCUUACAAAAUGCAGUCUCACUAAUCACUGCACUCGAGCAGCAAGUUAGAGAGCGUAACUUAAACCCAAAAGCUGCAUGUUUGAAGCGCAGAGAGGAGGAAAAGUUG
This is a messenger RNA of Helobdella robusta, 252 nucleotides long. RefSeq lists its product as hypothetical. Gene Ontology annotation, cellular component: transcription regulator complex. Gene Ontology annotation, molecular function: DNA-binding transcription factor activity, RNA polymerase II-specific; protein dimerization activity; RNA polymerase II cis-regulatory region sequence-specific DNA binding. The transcript is spliced from 3 exons. Gene Ontology annotation, biological process: regulation of transcription by RNA polymerase II. Lineage: Eukaryota; Metazoa; Annelida; Clitellata; Rhynchobdellida; Glossiphoniidae. The annotation marks the transcript as partial. The record is from RefSeq and is a predicted model, not a curated record.